Messenger RNA from Thelazia callipaeda (thelaziosis nematode), 324 nucleotides. The record is from the annotation of a GenBank genome assembly. NCBI's taxonomy places the organism in Eukaryota, Metazoa, Nematoda, Chromadorea, Rhabditida, Thelaziidae.
AUGUCAAAGGUUGUACUUGAGCUGUGUCGGUGGUCCAGUAGUGUAGCGGUUAUCACGUCUGCUUUACACGCAGAAGGGCGACGGUUCGAUCCCGUCCUGGAUCACGCAAAAUUUUGCGUUUGUUUGCCAUCACAAAAAGAAAUCAAUGAAAAGAAUAAUAAUACUUAUUCAUGGCAAUCAUUCAUAUCAAACGUCGAUACAUGCAUGGGUAAAAUUAGAACAAUUACUGGCAUUGAUCCUAAUUUUCGCAAGAAUAUGGACCGACUAACACAAACAGCUCAAUUUGAUGAAAUCGACAGAAUCUUCAGAAAUAAAGUUACUUGA